Molecule: messenger RNA, 5232 nt
Organism: Galeopterus variegatus (Sunda flying lemur)
Lineage: Eukaryota; Metazoa; Chordata; Mammalia; Dermoptera; Cynocephalidae
Gene: ARID1B
Product: AT rich interactive domain 1B (SWI1-like)
Exons: 16
Coding region: 67-4803 (1578 amino acids)
Biological process (GO): positive regulation of DNA-templated transcription; chromatin remodeling; regulation of transcription by RNA polymerase II
Cellular component (GO): brahma complex; SWI/SNF complex; nBAF complex
Molecular function (GO): DNA binding; nucleosome binding
Source: RefSeq, a predicted model, not a curated record
UCUCAGGAAGGCUAUGGAACUAGGUCUCAACCUCCUCUGGCCCCCGGAAAACCUAACCAUGAAGACAUGAACUUAAUCCAACAAGAAAGACCAUCAAGUUUACCAGACCUGUCUGGUUCCAUCGAUGACCUCCCCACGGGAACAGAAGCAACUCUAAGCUCAGCCGUCAGUGCAUCUGGGUCCACGAGCAGCCAAGGGGAGCAGAGCAACCCGGCCCAGUCGCCCUUCUCUCCACACGCGUCCCCCCAUCUCUCCAGCAUCCCGGGGGGGCCAUCACCUUCUCCCGUUGGCUCUCCUGUAGGAAGCAACCAGUCGCGAUCUGGCCCAAUUUCUCCUGCAAGUAUUCCAGGCAGUCAGAUGCCUCCUCAGCCACCUGGGAGCCAGUCAGAAUCCAGUUCCCAUCCUGCCUUGAGCCAGUCACCAAUGCCACAGGAGAGAGGUUUUAUGGCAGGCACACAAAGAAACCCUCAGAUGUCGCAAUAUGGACCUCAACAGACAGGACCAUCCAUGUCUCCUCAUCCUUCUCCUGGGGGCCAGAUGCAUCCCGGAAUCAGUAGCUUUCAGCAGAGUAACUCAAGUGGGACUUACGGUCCACAGAUGAGCCAGUAUGGACCACAAGGUAACUACUCCAGACCCCCAACGUAUAGUGGGGUGCCCAGUGCAAGCUACAGCGGCCCAGGGCCCAGUUUGGGUAUCAGUGCCAACAACCAGAUGCAUGGACAAGGGCCAAGCCAGCCAUGUGGUGCUAUGCCCCUGGGACGAAUGCCAUCAGCUGGGAUGCAGAACAGACCAUUUCCUGGAAAUAUGAGCAGCAUGACCCCCAGUUCUCCUGGCAUGUCUCAGCAGGGAGGGCCAGGAAUGGGGCCGCCAAUGCCAACUGUGAACCGUAAGGCACAGGAGGCAGCUGCAGCAGUGAUGCAGGCUGCUGCAAACUCAGCACAAAGCAGGCAAGGCAGUUUUCCUGGCAUGAACCAGAGUGGACUUAUGGCUUCCAGCUCUCCCUACAGCCAGCCCAUGAACAACAGCUCUGGUCUGAUGAACACACAGGCCCCGCCUUACAGCAUGACACCCGCUAUGGUGAACAGCUCGACAGCAUCUAUGGGUCUUGCAGAUAUGAUGUCUCCUGGUGAGUCAAAACUGCCCAUGCCUCUCAAAGCAGAUGGCAAGGAGGAAGGCACUCCACAGCCCGAGAGCAAGUCAAAGAAGUCCAGCUCAUCCACCACCACUGGGGAGAAGAUCACAAAGGUGUAUGAGCUGGGGAAUGAGCCAGAGAGGAAGCUCUGGGUUGACCGCUACCUAACCUUCAUGGAAGAGAGAGGCUCCCCCGUCUCCAGUCUGCCUGCAGUGGGCAAGAAGCCCUUAGACUUGUUCCGACUCUAUGUCUGCGUCAAAGAGAUCGGAGGUUUGGCACAGGUUAAUAAAAACAAGAAGUGGCGUGAGCUGGCAACCACCCUAAAUGUUGGCACUUCUAGCAGUGCAGCAAGCUCCCUGAAAAAGCAGUAUAUUCAGUACCUUUUUGCCUUUGAGUGCAAGAUCGAACGAGGAGAGGAGCCCCCACCGGAAGUCUUCAGCACUGGGGACACUAAGAAGCAGCCCAAGCUCCAGCCGCCAUCUCCUGCUAACUCAGGAUCCUUGCAAGGUCCCCAGACCCCCCAGUCAACUGGCAGCAAUUCCAUGGCAGAGGUGCCAGGUGACCUGAAGCCACCUACCCCAGCCUCUACCCCACAUGGACAGAUGACCUCAAUACAAGGUGGAAGAAGCAGUACAAUCAGUGUGCAUGAUCCAUUCUCAGACGUGAGUGAUUCAUCGUUCCCAAAACGGAACUCUAUGACUCCGAACGCCCCGUACCAGCAGGGCAUGAGCAUGCCAGAUAUGAUGGGCAGGAUGCCCUAUGAACCCAACAAGGACCCCUUCAGUGGAAUGAGAAAAGUGCCUGGAAGUAGCGAGCCCUUUCUGACGCAAGGACAGAUGCCCAACAGCAGCAUGCAGGACAUGUACAACCAGAGUCCCUCUGGGACAAUGUCCAGUCUGGGCAUGGGGCAGCGGCAGCAGUUUCCCUAUGGAGCUGGUUAUGAUCGAAGGCAUGAACCUUAUGGGCAGCAGUAUCCCGGCCAAGGUCCUCCCUCAGGACAGCCACCGUAUGGAGGACACCAGCCUGGUCUGUAUCCACAGCAGCCGAAUUACAAACGCCAUAUGGAUGGCAUGUAUGGGCCUCCAGCCAAGCGCCACGAGGGGGACAUGUACAGCGUGCAGUAUGGCAGCCAGCAGCAGGACAUGUACAACCAGUACGGGAGCUCGUACUCGGGACCCGACCGGAGGCCCUUGCAGGGCCAGUAUCCGUACCCCUACAGCCGAGAGCGGAUGCAGGGCCCGGGGCAGAUCCAGCCCCACGGAAUCCCCCCGCAGAUGAUGGGUGGCCCGAUGCAGUCGUCCUCCAGCGAAGGGCCUCAGCAGAACAUGUGGGCAGCACGCAACGAUAUGCCUUAUCCCUACCAGAACCGGCAGGGCCCGAGCGGCCCUGCGCAGGCACCUCCAUACCCCGGCAUGAACCGCUCGGAUGAUAUGAUGGUCCCCGACCAGAGGAUCAACCAUGAGAGCCAGUGGCCUUCCCACGUCAGCCCACGUCAGCCUUACAUGUCAUCAUCAGCCUCCAUGCAGCCCAUCACACGCCCGCCUCAGUCCUCCUACCAGACGCCCCCGUCACUGCCAAACCACAUCUCCAGGGCGCCCAGCCCAGCCUCCUUCCAGCGCUCCCUGGAAAACCGCAUGUCGCCGAGCAAGUCUCCCUUCCUGCCCUCCAUGAAGAUGCAGAAGGCCAUGCCCACAGUCCCCACGGCCCCAGUCACCGGGCCGCCCCCCCAGCCCCCACCCAUCAGAAGGGAGAUCACCUUCCCCCCCGGUUCGGUGGAGGCAUCACAGCCGGUCUUGAAACAAAGGCGAAAGAUUACCUCAAAAGACAUCGUUACUCCAGAGGCAUGGCGUGUGAUGAUGUCUCUUAAAUCAGGUCUUUUGGCUGAAAGUACUUGGGCUUUGGACACUAUUAAUAUUCUUCUCUAUGAUGACAGCACUGUUGCUACUUUCAAUCUCUCCCAGUUGUCUGGAUUUCUCGAACUUUUGGUAGAGUACUUUAGGAAAUGCCUGAUUGAUAUUUUUGGAAUUCUUAUGGAAUAUGAAGUGGGAGACCCCAGCCAAAAAGCACUUGACCACAAUGCAGUGAGGAAAGGUGACAGCCAGUCGUUGGCAGACGAUUCUGGGAAAGAGGAAGAAGAUGCUGAGUGUACUGAUGAGGAUGAGGAGGAGCUGGACGGCGAGAAGACCGAAGCCGAUGACAAGAGCAGCAUUGCUGGGAGCACCCCAGACGCCACCGCAGCCCCGAAGGAGAAGCCCAGGCAAGCUAGUAAGUUCGACAGGCUGCCAGUGAAGAUAGUCAAAAAGAACAACCUGUUCGUCGUGGACCGGUCUGACAAGCUGGGGCGUGUGCAGGAGUUCAGCAGCGGCCUCCUGCACUGGCAGCUCGGCGGGGGCGACACCACCGAGCACAUCCAGACGCACUUCGAGAGCAAGAUGGAAAUCCCUCCUCGCAGGCGCCCUCCUCCCCCUGUCAGCUCCACGGGUAGAAAGAAAGAGCAGGAUGGCAAAAGUGAUUCUGAAGAGCAGCAAGAGAAAAGCAUCAUCGCAACCAUUGAUGAUGUCCUGUCUGCUCGGCCAGGGGCGUUGCCUGAAGAUGCAAACCCUGGGCCCCAAACUGAGAGCAGUAAGUUUCCCUUUGGUAUACAGCAAGCCAAAAGUCACCGGAACAUCAAGCUGCUGGAGGAUGAGCCCAGGAGCCGAGACGAGACUCCCCUGUGCACCAUCGCGCACUGGCAGGACUCACUGGCCAAGCGCUGCAUCUGCGUGUCAAACAUCGUCCGCAGCUUGUCUUUCGUGCCUGGCAAUGAUGCCGAAAUGUCCAAACAUCCGGGCUUGGUGCUGAUCUUGGGCAAGCUGAUUCUUCUUCACCACGAGCAUCCAGAGAGAAAGCGAGCACCACAAACCUACGAAAAGGAGGAGGAUGAGGACAAGGGGGUGGCCUGCAGCAAGGACGAGUGGUGGUGGGACUGCCUCGAGGUCUUGCGGGACAACACGCUGGUCACGCUCGCCAACAUCUCUGGGCAGCUGGACUUGUCUGCUUACACAGAGAGCAUCUGCUUGCCAAUUCUGGAUGGCUUGCUGCACUGGAUGGUGUGCCCAUCUGCAGAGGCACAAGACCCCUUUCCAACUGUGGGACCCAACUCAGUCCUGUCGCCUCAGAGACUUGUGCUGGAGACCCUCUGUAAACUCAGUAUCCAGGACAAUAAUGUGGACCUGAUCUUGGCCACUCCUCCAUUUAGUCGUCAGGAGAAAUUCUAUGCUACGUUAGUUAGGUACGUUGGGGAUCGCAAAAACCCAGUCUGUCGAGAAAUGUCCAUGGCGCUUUUAUCGAACCUUGCACAGGGGGACGCGCUAGCAGCAAGGGCAAUAGCUGUGCAGAAAGGAAGCAUUGGAAACUUGAUAAGCUUCCUAGAGGAUGGGGUCACGAUGGCCCAGUACCAGCAGAGCCAGCACAACCUCAUGCACAUGCAGCCCCCACCUCUGGAGCCACCUAGCGUGGACAUGAUGUGCAGGGCGGCCAAGGCUUUGCUGGCCAUGGCCAGAGUGGACGAAAACCGCUCAGAAUUCCUUUUGCACGAGGGUCGGUUGCUGGAUAUCUCGAUAUCAGCUGUCCUGAACUCUCUGGUUGCGUCUGUCAUCUGUGAUGUACUGUUUCAGAUUGGGCAGUUAUGACAUAAGUGAGCGGGCAAGCAUGUGUGAGUGAAGGUCAGAGGGUCACAUAUGACUGGCUGUUUUCUGUUCUUGUUUAUCCAGCGUAGGAAGAAGGAAAAGAACGUCUUUGCUCUUCUGCCCCAUUCACUAUUUACCAAUUGGGAAUUAAAGAAAUAAUUAAUUUGAACAGUUAUAAAAUUAAUAUUUGCUGUCUGUGUGUAUAAGUACAUCCUUUGGGGGUUUUUUGUUAAUUUCUUUUUUUUUUAACCAAAGUUGCUGUCUAGUGCAUUCAAAAGUCACUUUUUGUUUUUCACAGAUUUUCUUUUUAAUGUUCUUUUCCAUGUUGUAUUGCAUUUUUACUGGGAAGCGAAUUGACUGUAAAGAAAAAAGUUGUGGCUAAAGAUGCUAAGAUGGGAAAAUUUCACCACACUGAGGCAAAAAGGUGUAAAA